Molecule: messenger RNA, 2006 nt
Organism: Ruditapes philippinarum (Manila clam)
Lineage: Eukaryota; Metazoa; Mollusca; Bivalvia; Venerida; Veneridae
Exons: 22
Coding region: 107-1930 (607 amino acids)
Source: RefSeq, a predicted model, not a curated record
CACUUAAAAAUCAGUAAUGUUUAAGUUAAAUCUUAUCUAUUCGACCUAAUUUUAUCAACAUUUAUGCCAUUCAUCAUCCGACAAUCUUAGUACGACAGGUAAAGAAAUGUGGUUACCAGUGUUAUCUUGUCUCGCUGCACUUAUUGUUAGCGCAUCAUCGUUAGAUUACAGUCACUGCUUUAACUAUCAUUCAUAUAACGUCCUUUACAAUCUUACGAGGCACAACACGUGCUUGGACGUAAAGAAAACGUUCUAUCUCCUUCGUGACUUACCAGGAGGAGACGAUGACCGACCUUCAUGUAGGAUGCACGUUAUACGUGUUCUAGCUGGUCACUUUGGAUCUUAUGCAAACACGCCACAUAACUGCAUUUGUGACGGUAAACUUGAUUUAGUGCACUACUAUACAGAUGUGCAUGAUGGUACCUUUGAUCGUCAUGAUGAAUGUAUCAAGAAUCAUCACUCGUACGAAACAUUGUACAACCACUUCUUUGAGUCAUCCCAUCACCAUUCAGGCCAUUGCAGGACACAUGAUUCUGUUUGGUAUACCCUCAACAAGAUAAAUCGUGACGGAAAUGACCAUGAUAAAUGUCAACGAGAAUUUAUACUUCAUCUUAGUUACUCUUUUGAGCAUCACCAUGAUCACUGUAGCUGCAGGGAGCGCUCUACCCCUUCAACACACCCGACGAAAAACCCUUCCACACAUCCAGUGACACGCCCUACAACGCAACCAACGACACGCCCUACAACGCAACCAACGACACGCCCUUCAACGCAUCCAACGACACGCCCUACAACGCAACCAACAACACGACCUACAACACACCCAACGACACGCCCUACAACACACCCAACGACACGACGUACAACACACACAACGACACAUCCAACAACACAACCAGACAGACAUCAUCCGUAUCAUGAUGUAGUUUGUCUAAAGUUUGACAGUUUUAUAAAACUUGUUCAGAUAGGAGCAGAAAAUACCUGUAUGAGUGCAAAUUCAGUAUGGCACUAUCUAGAUGACCUUCAAGUCAAAGACCCUGAAUGCAGAAGGAUUGUACAACAAUAUUUGGCAGAAAAAUACAAACACAAUAGCUCAAGUUUGAAAGAAAGGGGUAUAUGUACUUGCCACGAACGAACACAGCUUGUCGAUCACAGAAUCCAUCACUUGAGAAAUGGUAGCAUUGGUGCAUGCUCUAAAACUAAUGGAACAUAUUCAAAUAUUGUAACAGAACAUUUCACACACAUUCACGAAUACGGAUGCCAAAAUCAUGAUAUCUUAUGGACAAAACUUGAAGGAGUUAAUAACCAUUGUUCUUUUCACAACGAGGGUUCUUGUGAUAGAUGGACGGACUGUCAACAGGACCUUAUAAUCAGGGCUGCUCUUCAGUAUCCAACAGAUGAUUCCGACAGCUGUGUUUGUUCGAAAGCACACGCGACAACAACUUCAUCGUCAAACACUUUUAUUUCGUCUUCAUCUGUGACGUCAUCAACAGCAACAACAACUCAACGAGUGACUCCAACAAUUCAGUUUGGUUGUGACAAAAUCAAAGUGAUAGAAAGCCUUGCAGGCUCGUUAGAAUCAAAACAUGUGAAUUCCAGCAAUUGCAUUCCAAAUACGGGAAGUUCUGAUGACGCAAUUAUUCUCUCCUGGUGUAAUAUGCCGCCACCAAAAUCGUGGAGAAAAGGCGCAAAUGUUAUGGAUGACUGUGAAUCAGGUUCACCAGUUAUACCAACAUAUACGCCAAUAGCAUCAUUUGACAGUGAUGUUUAUACGGCCCUUGGAGCACAAUCUGGUAUUUUCCUCGGCUGUUUCAAUAGUGGUAUAAAAAUGGUGGUUCAAAAUUGUAAUGGUGUACCAGAAAUUGUUCACGUCGAACAUGGCUCAUUCCAAUAUAAUCCAAGAAAUUAUUAUGUAAUUGUUACAAAUUAGUAAAAUAUGAUUGUUUGUUUCUUUGUGGCUUUACUUUUAUCCUUCUCCUGUAUGAAUGCAAUGUAAUUUCAUUUGA